UCAACGGGCAACGAUGGCAGUUAGCCACAGUUUCUAGCCAGGCUAAGCAGAUGCAUUAAUCAGUCAUUAGUAUUCGGCCAGUACGCAUCGAGAGUAACGACUUUGAAAACCCGUUUCGGCUAUACACCGACAGUACUCAUUAAAUACAAAGCGAAAACAAACAAUAUAAAAAGAUGUCAGCCGAAUCACCAAAAGGAGCUAUUAACAAUGGCUACGAACUGGAUCACAAAGAAUUGGAAAUUCAUGACUCUGAAGAAUUCAAAGAGCUGCCACCGGUAGACCAUUCCGAGGACUCACAGAAAAAUGGAUAUUUCGAUAACAAUCCGAAAGUGGCGCGUAUUGUAAAGAUCUCUUGCUAUAUACUGCUUCACCUCGUUGUUGUGGGUUACUUCUCAUAUGCGACCUAUCACUAUCACGACAUAUCCAAUUAUGAGUGCUACUGGUCACAAAACCCACUGUGUGGGAUUAACUUCUGCACUGGUUAUGGAAUGCUCUUGCUCCUCCUCGGAUUUAUCUAUUUCGGACUGUUCUACUACUAUAUUUUUAAGCCAACGGUUGGUCGAAACCUACACAGGAACUACCUAAGCCCCUUGUCCAAGAAGUGGCACAACUUCAGCAGAACUAGGGUUGUCUCAUUUGCCAGUAUCGCCAUACUCUUGGCUCUCUUGGCCAUUUUCGUGUACUUCGAGACCCGUAACGAUACACAAAAGCUAGUAUCCCUAGUGGGUCCAUGCUUCUUUAUCCUAUGUGGCUAUGUUUUCUCUACAAAGCGUAGUGCCAUUAAGUGGCGCAUCGUCAUCACAGGGAUUACGUGUCAAUUCCUGCUCGGCAUCUUCUGCAUUCGCUGGGAUGUGGGGCGCAAAAUCUUUGAAUGUUUGGGUAACAAGGUGGCUACUUUCCUGGGCUACGCCACCGAGGGAGCCGAGUUCGUCUUUGGCGAAUUUCUAGUGAAAAACGAUGUGUUUGCCUUCGCCAUCCUGCCGGUGAUCUUUUUCUUCAGUUUCUUCAUCUCUAUUCUGUACUACUUGGGUACGAUGCAAUGGGUGGUGAUCAAGCUGGGAUGGAUCCUUCAACAGCUUUUGGGCACCACUGUCUGCGAGAGCGUGACGGCGGCUGCAAAUAUUUUUCUGGGAAUGUCCGAGAGUCCUCUGCUCAUACGGCCAUACAUCAACAAGUUGACAAAGAGCGAAAUCCAUAGUAUCAUGGUUUCCGGCUUUGCGACCGUGUCUGGAACCGUCCUGGCAGCCUACUUAUCCUUUGGCGCCUCGGCUGCUCACUUGAUCACUUCCUCGGUGAUGGCAGCUCCCGCCACGCUGGCCAUAUCCAAGCUUUACAUGCCCGAGACUGAGGAGAGCCAGACCUCAUCGGAUUCAAUUGAACUGGAAAAAUCACAGGACUCGUCGCUAUUAGAUGCAGCUUCCAGUGGAGCCAGCAACGCCGUGCCUAUUGUCCUUGGUAUUAUCGCCAACAUAGUCGCUUUUGUGGCCUUCGUCGCUUUCCUCAAUGGUCUGGUUAGCUGGUUUGGAUAUUUAGUGGGUCUGGACGACAUCGACUUUGAGUGGAUAUUUUCUAAGCUGUUCAUCCCGCUCGUUUGGGCAAUGGGUGUGCCGACACAGGAUUGCGAUAUCAUUGCUAAGGUGGUGGCCACCAAGACCAUAAUCAACGAGUUUGUGGCCUAUGAGCGUCUCGGUCAAUACAUCGAAAGUGGAGAAAUCACUGCCCGCAGUGCUGGUAUCGCCACAUUCGCCAUUUGUGGAUUUGCCAAUCCCAGUUCCUUGGGUAUCCUCAUCGGAUCCCUCAGUGCCAUGGCGCCUCAUCGACGCUCCACCAUCACAUCCGUGGCUUUCCGAGCCUUUGUGGUGGGCAGCAUAGUCUGCUUUGUUUCCGCCAGUUUUGCAGGAAUCCUUAUUCAAGAAGACGAUGAACGGGCAAACUACAACAAGAUAUUUCAAAAAUUGGGUCGGACAAACGCCACACAGUUUUAGUUCCUUGCAAUUUUAGAUCGUAAUAAUUAGCUGAUGAAAUACAACAAAUUCUUAUUUAUUAAAUAAAUAUUGUUUCUAAGAUUA
Messenger RNA from Drosophila eugracilis, 2069 nucleotides. RefSeq names its product solute carrier family 28 member 3 (gene CNT2). The transcript has 8 exons. Gene Ontology annotation, biological process: nucleoside transmembrane transport. Gene Ontology annotation, cellular component: membrane. Bases 174 to 1985 code for a protein of 603 amino acids. NCBI's taxonomy places the organism in Eukaryota, Metazoa, Arthropoda, Insecta, Diptera, Drosophilidae. The record is from RefSeq and is a predicted model, not a curated record. Gene Ontology annotation, molecular function: nucleoside:sodium symporter activity.